CCCCCCACCCCCCCCCCCCCCCCCCCCCCCCCCCCCCCCCCCCCCCCCCCCCCCCCCCCCCCCCCCCCCCCCCCCCCCCCCCCCCCCCCCCCCCCCCCACCCCCCCCCCCCCCCCCCCCCCCCCCCCCCCCCCCCCCCCCCCCCCCCCCCCCCCCCCCCCCCCCCCCCCCCCCCCCCCCCCCCCCCCCCCCCCCCCCGCCCCCCCCCCCCCCCCCCCCCCCCCCCCCCCCCCCCCCCCCCCCCCCCCCCCCCCCCCCCCCCCCCCCCCCCCCCCCCCCCCCCCCCCCCCCCCCCCCCCCCCCCCCCCCCCCCCCCCCCCCCCCCCCCCCCCCCCCCCCCCCCCCCCCCCCCCCCCCCCCCCCCCCCCCCCCCCCCCCCCCCCCCCCCCCCCCCCCCCCCCCCCCCCCCCCCCCCCCCCCCCCCCCCCCCCCCACCCCCCCCCCCCCCCCCCCCCCCCCCCCCCCCCCCCCCCCCCCCCCCCCCCCCCCCCCCCCCCCCCCCCCCCCCCCCCCCCCCCCCCCCCCCCCCCCCCCCCCCCCCCCCCCCCCCCCCCCCCCCCCCCCCCCCCCCCCCCCCCCCCCCCCCCCCCCCCCCCCCCCCCCCCCCCCCCCCCCCCCCCCCCCCCCCCCCCCCCCCCCCCCCCCCCCCCCCCCCCCCCCCCCCCCCCCCCCCCCCCCCCCCCCCCCCCCCCCCCCCCCCCCCCCCCCCCCCCCCCCACCCCCCCCCCCCCCCCCCCCCCCCCCCCCCCCCCCCCCCCCCCCCCCCCCCCCCCCCCCCCCCCCCCCCCCCCCCCCCCCCCCCCCCCCCCCCCCCCCCCCCCCCCCCCCCCCCCCCACCCCCCCCCCCCCCCCCCCCCCCCCCCCCCCCCCCCCCCCCCCCCCCCCCCCCCCCCCCCCACCCCCCCCCCCCCCCCCCCCCCCCCCCCCCCCCCACCCCCCCCCCCCCCCACCCCCCCCCCCCCCCCCCCCCCCCCCCCCCCCACCCCCCCCCCCCCCCCCCCCCCCCCCCCCCCCCCACCCCCCCCCCACCCCCCCCCCCCCCCCCCCCCCCCCCCCCCCCCCCCCCCCCCCCCCCCCCCCCCCCCCCCCCCCCCCCCCCCCCCCCCCCCCCCCCCCCCCCCCCCCCCCCCCCCCCCCCCCCCCCCCCCCCCCCCCCCCCCCCCCCCCCCCCCCCCCCCCCCCCCCCCCCCCCCCCCCCCCCCCCCCCCCCCCCCCCCCCCCCCCCCCCCCCCCCCCCCCCCCCCCCCCCCCCCCCCCCCCCCCCCCCCCCCCCCCCCCCCCCCACCCCCCCCCCCCCCCCCCCCCCCCCCCCCCCCCCCCCCCCCCCCCCCCCCCCCCCCCCCCCCCCCCCCCCCCCCCCCCCCCCCCCCCCCCCCCCCCCCCCCCCCCCCCCCCCCCCCCCCCCCCCCCCCCCCCCCCCCCCCCCCCCCCCCCCCCCCCCCCCCCCCCCCCCCCCCCCCCACCCCCCCCCCCCCCCCCACCCCCCCCCCCCCCCCCCCCCCCCCCCCCCCCCCCCCCCCCCCCCCCCCCCCCCCCCCCCCCCCCCCCCCAACUCUGCAUC
Molecule: messenger RNA, 1560 nt
Organism: Pristis pectinata (smalltooth sawfish)
Lineage: Eukaryota; Metazoa; Chordata; Chondrichthyes; Rhinopristiformes; Pristidae
Product: basic proline-rich protein-like
Source: RefSeq, a predicted model, not a curated record